CAACGUGCGAUACGAAAACAAGAACUACUAAGGGAUCUGUUUGUCUCAGGUACAAUGAUCCAUCCGCACAUUUUGGCCAAUGGUCGGUACAGCACAGCAGUGCAGGGAAUCUCCACCACGGCAGUUUGAGCGCCAAUCCAUAUGCGAUAAUGCCGCAUGUUCCUUUCAACGAGACUCAACAAAUUAACCCCAAUAUUUUGAAUCCCGUCCGCCUGCAACAAAAUCAUAGCCAGUUUGCGUCAGCUGACACUGCUGAAAGAGAGGGAUUUUCAAACUCUAGCAAUCAGCAAAAGGCUCCGUUGGGUCGUCAUAGAACACAGGUGGUGCAUGACUAUCACGAUCACUACCGCGACCCAGGAAACUUCGAAAGACCAGCAGCAGCGGGCAAGUACCCUUCCAAAGAGGUUGGAAGCGGCAGGCCCUCCUUUCGUGGUGGCACUUCAAUUCACUUCCCGGAGCGGCUGUUUGAAAUGCUGGACCGAGAAGAUGAGCUAGAGUUGGCUCAUAUAGUCUCAUGGCAGCCACACGGACGUUCCUUUUUGGUCCACCGAACGGCCGAUUUCGUAGCCACUGUAUUGCCGAGGUUUUUCCGUCAGAGCAAGUUUACCUCGUUUCAACGUCAGUUGAACCUGUAUGGCUUCACCAGAUUAUCCGUGGGUAGAGACAACGGAAGCUACUAUCACGAGCUAUUCCUGCGAGGCUGUCCCAAGCUCUGUCGCCGAAUCAUCCGGCGGCGCGUCAAAGGCAAUGGCGUGAAACCAACUCCAUCUCCAAGAACAGAACCAGACUUCUACAACAUGGAAUGGUGUGAUCAAAAUGGACCCAAGAAACAAGCGGAUUCUGACGAGGACGAAACCUCGCUUCCAAUUGCAGCUGCGCUGGCGCCGUUACUAGAUGAGGGAUACGAGAAUUUGCGUCACCAAGCCCUUCGACAGCAGCAAAAUGACCAGUCGCAGCAGCAGGCGUCUUUCUCUCGCCAGCAAGAAGCGGAUAGUUUCUUGUACAAUAGAAGAGGCCAAAGCGGAUUGCGGUUAUCGUCCGGAAGAAAGCCUAACUUUCACCACCAAUUUGUGAGCGAAUCUUCCUUUCAGCCAGUGUGUCGUUCGCUCUCUCGCGAUCAAAAGAACGAGCAUCCACUAACUAGAGAUUGCUUCGUUCCCCAUGCCGUCCUGGCUAGCAGAAUCUCAUUUCGGCCGCCAAAGAGGGCAAAAGUAAGAGGUGUGGGCAAUCCCGAAGUAUUCGGUAGCAUCACGGAUUUGUUUUCCAGUGACGACGACGAAUGCAAUGAGAAAGGUAUCAUGGGGGCCACUGCAUCUCGAAGCGAGCAUGUACACAAGGCAGCGCGUAAAGUAUCACAGGAGCCCGAAAACGAUCCCGUUAGUCAACUGCCCUUAGAUCCGUCAAAGGACUUUUUCGACCAUGUGCACUCGUAUUUAGAGCUACGCCAGCGCUUGGAUGAGACAGCAAAAGCAAUCGACCCCGAUGGUGCGUUGAAAGCACUGACAGUCGAUGCCCUCUUGGGCCGACGAGACCAUGUCGAUGGCACUUUUCCAGUAGAAUUUCAGCAGCAAAGCGCUUAUGGAGAGACCGUUGCCGACACCGAAGAACUUUUGGUAGCAGCUUCGUUGGUCCAAGCCGAGUUUCGAGACUUCUUAAAGCGUAUACAGAAGGAUAUGCCUUGGCUUGCCGAAGAGGAUCUCAGGGGUAAACAGAGCAAUUCUUGCAACUUUGACAAGAAUACCGACCCCUCAACUCGUAUUUGGUUGGCACCGAUGAAAGAUGCCCAACGUAUUGUCGACAAGGCUUCCCUUAAGUACGCGGACCGAUAUCCUGGGCCACCGGAAUCCUGGGUCUACGACGUCAUCCGUGCCAGCGUUGUUUGUAUGAAUGCGACAGAAAUCAAGGAUGUGGUCGCCUGGCUCUCCUCCAAUUCGCAUUCCACACCCUUGGUGGCGGCGAAGAAUCGCUUUCAAUCGCCAACGAGCAUUACUAAAUACCGAGAUUUUGUCUUCUUGAUCAAAUUGCCUGUCGCGAAUGCUUCGUUUCAUCAUGUGUGCGAGCUGCAAGUACAUCACGCUGCCAUGGUCCAGUAUCAAUCCCAGUCGCAGCACUACUAUAAGAAUUUGCGAUCCUACUUUUCCCACGUGAUUGAUGUGGACGAUUGGGAGCAGCGUAUGGCAGAUUUAGAAGCAAUAGGAAGAUAUUCCAAGUACGAUACCAUGGACGAUGGGCUUUGUACCAAGGUAUCGGCGUGCGGAAACGUUUUCCGUAUUGAGCGUUUGGCUGAUCUGUUGGAAACCAGUCUUCCUCCCUGCACGGACGCGGCGGUUCGCUUGUACCAAAAAGCAUUGGUACUUGUCAUAAGCGACUCUAACAUGAAGAGCCUAGCUGUGGCGACCGUAUACGAAAAACUGGGAGGUGCUCUAUCCAGACGUGGAAAAUACGGAGCCGCCCUGUGUCUGCUGGAGGCUGCUUUCGAACUCCGCCAAACCGAUUUGGGCGAGACACAUCCGGAUACUCUGAAAUUGCAGAACGAGGUGGGCGUGUGUCAUCAUAGAAAUGGCAAAUAUCAAAUGGCACUGGCGACUUUCAAGACUGCUUUAGAGACUCUCGAGCUUCAAGCUGGAAAGCGGCAUACUCACACUGCCCAAGCACACAACGACAUUGGAUGUUUACUUCGCGAUAUGGGCAAGUACACAGAAGCUCUGGAUCACCACCAGCAGGCACUUCAAAUUCGCGAAGCUGUUCUGGGAAAGAAGCAUACGGCCACGGCCUCUUCUUACGAUAACAUCGGCGUUGUGAUGCAAGAGAACGGCGACUUUGAAUGGGCGCUGCAAUAUCAUAGGCGGGCUUUUAUUGUUCGCCGUGCUUUGCUCGGAGAUCAUCCCUAUACAGCCGUGUCCUACGAAAACAUAGGUUUACUAUUGAAUCGUCAAGGCAAGUCGCUAAGGGCAUUGACUUUACUUGGAAGAGCUCUAGAGAUCCGCGAAGCCUUCCUUGGCGACCGCCACCCGGACACGGCACGAUCUCUGAAUAGCGUCGGUCUCGUUUUGGCCAAGCUUGGUCGUACUCCCGAAGCACUAAGCUUUUACCAGAAAGCACUCACCAUCCGAGAGGAUCUGUUGGGUAAUGAUCAUCCGGAAACUGGAGUAUCCUAUAGUAGUGUGGGAACAGCGUUGCGUCAGCUUGGCAACUAUAAUGAAGCGCUCGAAUAUCACGAAAAGGCUUUGGUCGUGGCGUCGGCAGCUAACGGCACGCAUCUCCAAACAGCGGUUUUCCAUUGCAAUCUCGGUACGGCCGAAGCCCACCUCGGAAACUACGACACCGCCUUGAAGCAGUACCAUCAGGCUAAAGCGAUACGCACGCAAGUUCUCGGCCAGAGUCACCCCGAUACACUGGCCGCACAAAGGUCUGUAGACGCAAUCCUGCGUGCCAAAGUUCAAGCUUGGGGACGGUACAACAUACAGUAA
Molecule: messenger RNA, 3470 nt
Organism: Phaeodactylum tricornutum CCAP 1055/1
Lineage: Eukaryota; Bacillariophyta; Bacillariophyceae; Surirellales; Neidiaceae
Exons: 5
Coding region: 150-3470 (1106 amino acids)
Biological process (GO): regulation of DNA-templated transcription
Molecular function (GO): sequence-specific DNA binding; protein binding; DNA-binding transcription factor activity
Source: RefSeq, a predicted model, not a curated record